Molecule: messenger RNA, 1997 nt
Organism: Musa acuminata subsp. malaccensis (wild Malaysian banana)
Lineage: Eukaryota; Viridiplantae; Streptophyta; Magnoliopsida; Zingiberales; Musaceae
Biological process (GO): transcription initiation at RNA polymerase III promoter
Cellular component (GO): transcription factor TFIIIC complex
Molecular function (GO): RNA polymerase III type 1 promoter sequence-specific DNA binding; RNA polymerase III type 2 promoter sequence-specific DNA binding
Source: RefSeq, a predicted model, not a curated record
CCACCUCUUUCUCGUCGAAGCCAUGGGCGACGCCCCGGGGGAAGCUUCCACCUCCUCCGUCAUCAGAGACGGAGCCGUCUCCGGUGUGCUUCCGGAGACCGCGGUCUUCGCCGUCCACUACCCCGGCUACCCUUCAUCAACCGCUCGCGCCAUCGAGACACUUGGCGGCCUCCCCGAGAUCGCUAAGGUUAGGAGUUCGGAGACCGGGAAUUUGGAGCUUCGUUUCCGCCCCGAGGACCCUUACUCCCACCCGGCCUUCGGUGAACUCCGGUCCUCGACCGGUCUUCUCCUCAGACUCUGCAAACCUAGGGGAGGAGAACAUGCAUCCCGAGGCGGAGCCUGUGAAGGCGGACACAGCGCGGAGCCUCCGCCAGCAGAGAGCCUGUCAGCGGAGGUCGUUGCACGGGUGAACCAUGCAUACCAUUUUGAAGGAAUGGUGGACUACCAGCAUGUUCUUGGCGUCCAUGCUGCAGAGGCGAGAAGAAAGAAGAGACCUUGGGCGCCGGAUGAAGCAUCAGACCCAGAAAAUGCUGGCACUAUGGACAUGGAUGGAGCAGACGUAAUGAUGAUGGUGCCACCACUCUUCUCAUUGAAGGAUAGACCGGAGAAAAUCGUGCUUAACCCACCAGCAAAUUUGUUCUCAAAAAACAUUCAAAGAGGAGUCAUGGAGCACAAGUGGGAGAUAAACAUUGAGCGGUGCCUUGCAAUACCUUUCGACAUAGAAAGAAUUCCUGAAAAGUUCAACUGGGAAGAUCACAUUUCAAGAGACAAUCCUGAAUGGGAGUGGCAAGUUGCUGUAUCAAAACUUUUUGAUGAAAAACCCAUAUGGCCCAGAUGGUCGUUUCAUGAGCGCUUGCUGGAUGAUGGCCAGCAGGUCUCUGAAAACCAGCUGAAAAGGCUUCUUUUUAGAGCUGGAUACUACUUUUCUACUGGACCAUAUGGUCGUUUCUGGGUCAGGAAAGGUUAUGAUCCUCGCACUGAUCCUGAGUCACGCAUAUUCCAAAAGGUUGAUUUCCGAGUACCACCUCAAUUAAGAAAUCUUGAGGAUAAGAUUGCAAAGACUGAGUUAAAGCAGACUCAGAAGGAGCUCUGUCACUUUAAAGUAUGGCCGUCUAAGAGUUUUAUUUGCUUACAACUUUUUGAACUAGAUGAUGACUUUAUUCAGCAAGAAAUUAGAAAACCUACGAGGCAGACAGCCUGUUCACACACAACAGGUUGGUUCUCUGGGGCCAUUCUUAGAACCCUGAGAUUGCAUGUGAGUAUUAGGUUUCUGUCGCUAUAUCCUAAUGAUGCUGCAAAGCAGCUGACAAAUUAUACCCGUGAGCUCUUUGAGAGGUCCAAGAAAAAUGGAGCCUUAAGCAGACUUCAAAAAUCUGAAAAGGAAGAUCAACUUGUAAACAGAGAUACUACUUGUUCUGCUGAGGUGACGUCUAUUCAAUCUAAUGAACAUGGACAUAUGGAUCCAGACAGGACAGAUAACUGUGAGAUUGAGGAUGAAGAAGAGGAAGAGGAAUUGGAUGGAUAUGAAUCCCCACCUGCAUGCGAAGAUGGGUUUUUUCCUGAUGGUGGUACCUCCUGUAACCUGGGAGAGCAGAUAUCGAAUGAUUACCUGGAGGAGCUCCUACGGGGAUUCCCAUUUAACAAAGAAUCCAAGGAUCGGCGACCUGAUGAUGCCGCAGGUGCCGGCGACAGUGAUGGUGAAUACCAGAUCUUCGAACAAGACAGUGAUGACAAUGAAAAUUUCCUCGAUGAUGAUGACGGUUUCUCUUAACACCGUCAAGUAAGCAGGUGUCAGCACAUGUAGAUCCAUGUAGUUCUUUGAAUGAACUUAUUCUAGGCUUUCCAAAAUGACUGAUAUAUUUAGGCUAGCUGUCUUUGUUGGUUUAUUGGAGAGUAAUUAUUAUUUGCUAUGCCCAUGUUUAAAACAUUUCAAUGUUGAAAUUAAUGUUACGACUUUGUGCCCUGAAAUCAAAGACAACAUUCUUGAAAGGUUGAAU